AUGCCAAUGACAGGGACGACAAAGGUUAAGGACAAAGAAAAAACACCAACGAGGAGGUGGGUAGACGAGAUUUUUGGAGAACAAAGUGAGGAGAGCAACAAGCCAAUGAAAGAUAAGGAGACUGGAGAAAGCACCAACAGAAAAAGACAAUGGGAAAGGGAAUCUGCGCAAAAGGAAAAGAGCCAUGAAGGGGUAGGAGAAAAGAUAUGGAAUAGAGAAGAUCAACUACAAGACGUACAUAAUGAAGAAGAUAGUCAGAAUGACAAGGAAGUGGAUAGUAAGAGAGAGAACAAGUGUGAUGGGGAUGAUGAGGAUAAACCACCAGACCCAUCUUAUACAAUAGAUGAGGAGGGGAAGGGUAGGAGGGAGGAAGAUGAUGAAGAGGAUAUCCAGGAAAAUAUCAAUGCAGUAAGCAAAGAUGGAGACCUCUCACCAAGACAUACCAAAGAAUUACGAACGAGUAGAAAGAUCUAUAAAGUUAUUGGCAGGGGCAGGAGCACAAUGAGUAGUUCAGCAAAACCACCUCUGUCGAAAUAA
Molecule: messenger RNA, 537 nt
Organism: Solanum verrucosum
Lineage: Eukaryota; Viridiplantae; Streptophyta; Magnoliopsida; Solanales; Solanaceae
Exons: 2
Coding region: 1-537 (178 amino acids)
Source: RefSeq, a predicted model, not a curated record